GCAACAGCGCAGACUCGGGGCCAAAUCCGUUAUGGCCGCCGCCACCCUGGGUAGAAUGAGCGGGGCUGCACGAGAGAAGCUGCGGCCGAGGCCGGGCGCCGGGGGCCUCGGAGCGCUGGCGCGGUCUCUGGUGCUGUCCUUGCUGCUCGCGCCCGUCCUGUCCUCUGUUACACCAGAGAAUACUCCGCACAGCGUUACUGCUUCUCCUCCAGCUAUGUCGACAUCUGAAAACCACACUGGGAAACAGAUCAGCACCACUAUCCCUCCCCCUGCCACUACAGAGAAAGGGGGAGGCACCUCUUUGGCGCCCACCCCCUCUGCUGCUCCUGUGUCCCAGGACGAGGCUGAUAAUAAUGAAGACCCCAGCAUGGAAGAGGAGGAUCUCCUGGCACUCAACAGUUCCCCCUCCACAGCCAAGGACACUCUGGACAAUGGUGACUAUGGAGAGCCAGACUAUGACUGGACCACCAACCCCAGGGACGAGGAGCCCGAGGAGAGCAUCAACAUAGAGCUCAGCAAAGAAAGCAGGCGCUUCACAGGGUUCGAGGACUCGGUGGAGGUCGUGAAGCUCUCGCCUCCAAGCAGAGAAGACAGCCACUUCUUUUUUCAUCUCCUUAUUUUUGCUUUCUGUGCAGCUGUUGGUUAUGUUACCUAUCACAACAAAAGGAAGAUUUUUCUCCUAGUUCAAAGCAGGAAGUGGCGUGAUGGCUUGUGUUCCAAAACUGUGGAGUACCAUCGUCUGGACCAGAACGUGAAUGAGGCCAUGCCUUCUCUGAAGAUCACCAAUGACUAUAUUUUCUAAGGCACUGUGAUUGGAGUUUGCUUAUUAUGUCAUUUAAUUUGCUUUACUUUUAUAUGAUGUGCAGAUGUUUGCCACAGGCAGGUAGUACCUGAUUGAGAGGGGCACUCUCUUUUGCCGUGGUGCUUUGGGAACUAAAUGUCACAAACAAGGAGUAUAUAAUUUUUUUUUAUUUGUUCUCUAGAGCUAGAUUCAAUAAGGUGUCUGAAAUGUGAUUUAAACAUUACCUUACAUUUUGUGUAGUUGUUG
Acomys russatus (golden spiny mouse) is the source of this 1048-nucleotide messenger RNA. It is a transcript of the gene C25H5orf15, whose product is annotated as chromosome 25 C5orf15 homolog. The coding region runs from base 32 to 802 and encodes 256 amino acids. Lineage: Eukaryota; Metazoa; Chordata; Mammalia; Rodentia; Muridae. The transcript has 3 exons. The record is from RefSeq and is a predicted model, not a curated record.